Messenger RNA from Camelina sativa (false flax), 500 nucleotides. RefSeq lists its product as uncharacterized. The record is from RefSeq and is a predicted model, not a curated record. NCBI's taxonomy places the organism in Eukaryota, Viridiplantae, Streptophyta, Magnoliopsida, Brassicales, Brassicaceae.
UCAUUGUCUACAUAAAGCAUCACAUGCGGCUCUCUCUCGUUCAUAAUUAAAUAUUAAGAUCAGCAAGAAGAAAAAAGAAGAAGAAUGGCAAAAGCUAUGGAGGUUUGGGUGGGAGAGAUGAAAAAGAUGAGUGAGAAGAUAAACCCUAGAAUCCCAUUGAUGGAAAGGAACAAGACAUCCUCUCUUGUGUCAAAACAACAACAAGGAUCAGAAGAAGAAAGAGGACUUAACAAACAAAAGACAUUAAGAGAGAAAGAUCAUGAAGCUGCAACUAUGUCUGAGCUCACUGUUUGUCUUCUCAUGGACCGUUUUGUUCCUUGGUGAUCUUUCCAAUACCCCAACUAGUUCUAGAUCUUUCCUUUUGGUUAUGUGUAUAUAUAUAUAUAUAUAUACAACUUCAUGUAUACGAGUAGAUGCUGUUUGUUAAGAACAUUUUGAAAAAAAAUCCAUGUAAAUCUAUGAAAGUAAUGUGUCUAAGAACAAUAUUUUUAUUUUUAUUU